CGUGCUGUUUUGCGCAUGCGCGACUCAGACACGCGUGAAUACUUGCGGAAUAAAAUCGUAAAAAAAUUAAAAAUAAACAUGAAAAGCAGCUCGCGUUAUUUCGGGAAUGUGAGAAACGUCGUGUCAGGGAUUUCACACGCCGACACCGCGGAUAAAACCUCUUCAGCAGGAAGAGGAAUCCGGAGACUGACACGCAGGAUGACGGAGGAAACUUCUACCGGGAUUAAAGAAGAACCGGACGAGGAACGUGCCAUUUGUGACCUGCAGGGGGCGCCACAUGGACACAGUGGUUUACAGAAGUUGACCGUCACAGUAGAGCCCAAGGAAAAACCUGGGGAUGGCCACACCCCUCCACCACGCACCUUGAGGAGGGCCCACACAAAGAUCGAGUAUGAAGACGAGGCGGGGACCUGCAUCAAGAAAGAGCGCUGGGAGCCGCCUUUUUGGAGGAGGCAGCUGUCCUUCAUCAGGGAGAUGCGGCGUGGACGGGACGCUCCGGUGGACAGAAUGGGGGCAGAGAAGUGCUACGACCCCCAGGCUCCACCAGAGGUGAUGCGUUACCAGGUGUUGGUUUCUCUGAUGUUGUCUAGUCAGACGAAGGAUCAGGUGACGGCUGCAGCCAUGGAGCGACUGCGUGCAAACGACCUCAGCGUGACCUCCAUCCUCAACAUGGACAAGGACAAACUGGGCCAACUGAUCUACCCUGUUGGCUUCUGGAAGACUAAGGUGAAGUACCUGAAAGAGGCGACAGAGAUGAUCCACUGUGAGUACGGAGGCGACAUCCCCGACACGCUAGAGGGUUUAAUGCGUCUUCCUGGUGUCGGCCCUAAGAUGGCGCACCUGGCCAUGGCCAUUGCCUGGAAACGGGUCUCAGGAAUCGGAGUGGACACGCACGUUCACCGGAUCUCUAACAGACUGGGAUGGACUUCGAGCUCCACCAAGAACCCGGAGGAAACCCGUCGAGCGCUGGAGGAGUGGCUCCCGAGGGAUCUGUGGUGUGAGAUAAACUGGUUGUUGGUGGGAUUUGGUCAGCAGGUCUGUUUACCCGUCUCACCUUUGUGCUCCAGCUGUUUGAACCAGCACAUCUGUCCCGCCGCUCACACCGCCUCGCCGACCCGCAGGCCCCAACCAGGCUCUCCCCCGUGUCCCGGGGAGCCUGCAGGGCUGCCGAAGAACCAUGACACGAAACCGAUCAAGGAGGAACACGUGACUGUCAUCACGUCUCAUCUACAAAGAGACAGGCACAGAGCGGCCCACGUGAAAGAGCGAGGAGACGAGUCGCAGGAAGAGGCUGAGGCAAGAGUGGAGACGACAAAAGUGACAUGUAGGGGACGGAGAAGGGACGAGGGGAAAGACGGAGAGAAGCGUGCGAGUCCUCAGAGACUGAGAAGAACCAGACAGAGAAAACGCUGAUGCAUGCUUUUAUUUAUAGACCCCUUUGUAUUACACCCCCCUUUUGGUGUGUGUGUAUACGGAGUAUAUAUUUUGGAGUAUAUGCGUUUGCUUCAGUUCAGUUCUCCUCUGAAAAGUGGAUGUUGAAAUAUCUUGGAAUAUUCUCACCACGUCUGCCACUUGAACUCAGAGAAGCGUUUAUGUAAAUCAGCACUUUCGGAAAGCUGGUACUUGUGAUGACUUUAUCCUCUGCAGCAGAGGUAGCUCUUGAUCUUUUUUCAUUUCCUGGGACGGUCCUCAUGAGAGCCUGUUUCAUUAUAGCGAUUAAGGGUUUUGAAGACUGCACUUAGAGAUUAAAAUGUAAAUUCUUGAGAAUUUUCGGAUUGAUUGACCUUUUAUAUUUUUUAAGUAAUGAUGAACUGUCUUUUUACUUAAGAGUUUCUUCUCUUCAUUUGGAUUCCUACAGUAGUUGUAGUAGAACUUAUAGGGCUAUUGACUCUUUACUCAUCUUUUUUGUGAAAUAUCACAAAGGAACUCAAGGCACACCUGUGAACUGAAAACCAUUCACGUGACGACGUCUUAAAUCUAAUGAGCGAAUGCGAUGACUUUGCCAAACUGUCAUCAAAGCUAAAUGUAGAUACUUUUGCCCAAUUUAAAAUUUAAAACAUAUUCUGGGUUGUUUAACAUGUUUUUGUUUUGUACAUAAUUCUAUAUGCUUUCUUUCAUAGUUUGCAUCUCUUCUGUAUUAAUGUACAAUGUUGAAUAUAUUUAAAAUAAAGAAAAAAAAACGUUGAAUUUUUAAUUUCAAGAAUAUGCAAAUAUAGUUCAAGAAGUGAAAUAUGAAUGCAAAUAUAAUUUCACCACAGGUUAUGUGUCGAUUCCUCAGGAUCAGAUGUUCCAUGUGCUGAAUUUAUUUUACAGUUGAACA
Silurus meridionalis is the source of this 2320-nucleotide messenger RNA. RefSeq names its product nth-like DNA glycosylase 1 (gene nthl1). Lineage: Eukaryota; Metazoa; Chordata; Actinopteri; Siluriformes; Siluridae. Gene Ontology annotation, cellular component: nucleus. The record is from RefSeq and is a predicted model, not a curated record. The transcript has 6 exons. Gene Ontology annotation, molecular function: 4 iron, 4 sulfur cluster binding; DNA-(apurinic or apyrimidinic site) endonuclease activity; oxidized pyrimidine nucleobase lesion DNA N-glycosylase activity. Gene Ontology annotation, biological process: nucleotide-excision repair; base-excision repair, AP site formation; base-excision repair. Bases 16 to 1413 code for a protein of 465 amino acids.